AUGGGACCCAAGCUCUGCUGGGCCAAUACAGUGAUGGUGGUGAGAGCACAAAACGGCUUCGAGGGACGUGCACCAGAAGCCUCAGCAGGGUUCAAAGCAAGCGCUUAUGUCUACGCCGGCGACUAUAAGCCAGAACACGAUCCAUGGAUAGCUGAGAAGAUUUGA
This is a messenger RNA of Echinococcus granulosus, 165 nucleotides long. RefSeq lists its product as hypothetical. The record is from RefSeq and is a predicted model, not a curated record. The coding region runs from base 1 to 165 and encodes 54 amino acids. The transcript has a single exon. Lineage: Eukaryota; Metazoa; Platyhelminthes; Cestoda; Cyclophyllidea; Taeniidae.